UGGCAACUAAAUAAACAACAUGGCGUAUACAAAGUAAAUUCAAAUCAAUCAGGCUAUCAACUUUACUGAAAAAUUGUAAUAAGUAAUAAAUAUCCCAGCUUAGGUUAUAAAUUAAAAUGUAUUAUUCAGUAUAUUGAUAGUUAUAUUAUUACUAAUUAUGGAUGACUUAUUAAAUCCCUAGGCUACUAAAGCUAAAUACUUAGUUGUCUUAAUACUACUAUUGACUACUAUACAAUGACUCCAGGCUAUGACUAUCACUAUUGACAAUUGACUAUUAUUAAUAUCACUAUCAGACUAUAAACUAUCAAAGUGAGCAUUUUAAAUUUUAUUUUAUAAUUUAUAGAUUAAGAUAGGGACUAAAAUUGGAUUCAGAGGUGCUUGAAUUUGAGUAAUACUAAUACUUAGUCUUAGUACUUGCUUCAUUCAAGGCAAGGUCUACUCCGACUAAUCUGACUUUAAUCUUAUUAUCUGAAGUCACACUGAAGUAGCCUAGUUGGCCAAUAAUUAUUUAUAAUUAUAAUUGUUAAUAUUAAUAUAGUAUAGUAUGGGCUAAUAUAGGCCUAGCUCUAACUCUAACCCUAUUCCUAUAACAAUAUUGACAAUAUUGAAUAUGGACAAUAUUGAUGAAAUAAGUAGGCAUACUGUUAGUUUGUUAGUAAUAGGCCUAGCCUAUAAUAUAUAGCCCCAUAAUAUGAAAAAAAAAUUAAAGUUAAAUUUAUUUAUUAGGCCUAUAUUAUAAUCGAAGUGUCUACACGUCCGGCGCGCCGGACAAAUAGUGUGAGAGAUAUACGUCCGGCGAGCAUGUCACGUGACCGCGGGACGACUAGUAGGUGUUAUUAUUCCAAAGGAAGUAUCUACUACGAAGAUCUUGUGUGGUCAUGUGGUAUUGUGGCCGCUUGACGAUAUUAUAUUUGUGGAUCGAUUCCCCGCAUAGGAACCCUUUUUUUCCCCCAUUUUAAUUAAAAAUAUUUUAUAUUAUAUUUAUAUUGUCAUGUUCAUCAGCAACAGUAUUUUUAUGAGAAGUUUUACAAAAUUUCAGCAAUUUAAACAAUUUAAAAUGUUUACUUUACAAUUUAAAAUAUUUACUUUUAUUGGUUGCCUACUCCAUACUGCAUACUGGCCCCUAAUUAUAUUAUGGGUUGCUGGUACACAAACUCAAAUAACAAACUAAACAAAAAUGUUUACAAGCCACUUUCACUUCGGUUUUUUCUAUCAUUUGCAUGCAAGGUGUACAUUACUUGGUAGAGAAAUAGAUUUUAAAAUUAACAAUAGUUUUGAAUCAUUCCCGGUCACGUGACAAGGCUGAUGGACAAAAUAUCUCUCGCCACUUUGUUACGGCGGUCAUGUGACUUGGUCGCCGGACAAAUAGUGCGGGAGAUAUACAUCCGGCGCGCCGGACGUAUAGACACUGCCUACUAUAAUACAUAAAUUUAGCUUAAAUUUUUUUUUUAUGUAAGAAUAUGGUAACAGAUUUUCUGCAACCCUUCUCCUUCCCACAUAAAUUUGAAUAAAGUCCAAAAAUAGUUGAAACAAGCAAAUUUGAAAUCACCUUUAAAUGGUAGAUUCUGGCAGAUUGCCAAUGCUAAUUUAAUUUAGGCUAACUGUUACUGGUGCUUUUGAAAGAAUAUUGAAUUGUAAUUUUUAAAAAAAUAGGCAUGCAUUCUAAAUAUUCCUUUUUAUUUUGGGUUCAGUAAAAUACAAUUUCAAGAAGUCAAUUUUUUUCUUUUAGAUCUAAAAAUGCCAAAGGGUAAGAAAAGGAGUAAAGGUAAAGGCAAAGGUAAAGCAAAAGGAAAAGGCACAAGGGGCAAAGGCAAAAAUCGAGGGAAGAAGGCAGUUUUAGUUGGAGCAGAUGGAGAUACCAAAAAGCUAUUUAAAGCUUAUGACAGAAAUUGUGCUCUGAUGAACUCUCAGAUGUCUCCUGGAUUGAAGAAACUUUUAAGAGCUGCUGCUGAGGAAAACAGAAUUGUAACAAAGGUAGCAUAAAUAAAAUAUCCCAUACAUCAUACCUGCUUUUGGAAUAUGACUUUUUUUUGUACAAUAAGAAAAUUAUAAAUUCAUUAAGUUGUAUAAUUAAAAGGUUGUUGCCUAAUAAAUAGUUUUAUUUUUUUAACACAAAAAUAUCAAAUCCUGAUGAAACCGUCUAGGAUAAUUUCCCCUCCCUCACUCCACCUCACCUCUCCCCCCCCCCCCUUUUUAAAAAAAAUCUCCUACAGUAACAAAAAUCAAAAUAUCUUCAAAUUUAUUAUUAUUUUUUAUAAAUCUGCCCUUAAUAUUAAUUAUUCAUAAAUAUUUUUAUUUUUUUAACACAAAAAUAACAAAUCCCGAUGAAACCCUCUAGGAUAAUUUCCCCUCCCUCCCCCCCCCCCCCCUCCCCCCCCCCCCCCCUUUUUAAAAAAAAUCUCCUACAGUAACAAAAAUCAAAAUAUCUUCAAAUUUAUUAUUAUUUUUUAUAAAUCUGCCCUUAAUAUUAAUUAUUCAAUCUUGUAUGAUUUAUAGCAUUUUAACAAAUCAAAAGCAAUAUAAUUUUAAAAAAAUAAUUUUACAAGAUUAAUUGAAAUUCGUUUUCUCUUUUCAUGUUUACAGUUGAUUUUAGAGUCAGUGCCUGUGGAGAAAGAGGGGGAUUUACCUGUGUUAUUUGAACCAUUGAUGGCAUCCCUGCGACAAGAACGGUACAAACAUGUCAAGGACAUACAUGUUUGGGAUUACCCAUUGUCAUAUGAGGAUGUUGCUUCUUUGGUAUUAAUUUGAUUUCCAUUUGAAAUUUUUUUUUGAACUGCAAAAUAAUGUGCACUUUAUCAAAUUAACAAAAAAAAAAUUGGUCACUCAUUAAAAUUGGAUUACACAUUUUACUAUGAUUCUUUCAGCCUUCAUUGGAAGAGGAAUGCUUUGACUAGAAAUAAAACAGAAACAGCAUUAUUGAUAAUGUUAUUAAAUUGACAGACAUCCAGUUGUUUUUGUUUUAAGUUAAGAUUGUUGUCAAUUUAACAUAGGCAUAGUGUAAACAAUUGCAAAUUUUCGGAGGCAGCCUUGUGACAAAAUGUUGAUCAUGAGGUCCAUAUUGUCUUUUGACUUUAUUAUGGGAUAAAGUGGAGGCUGUCUCAAAGUUUUCCAGACUUAAUAAUGAAAUAGUGGAAGUUGGGUUAACAUUUUUCUGAUUGCUGUUUUAAAAAUUGUGCAUUUAUUUUUUAUAUAUAUAUAUAUAUGUAUUUUUUUAAAUUUUUUUUUUUGAAACCAACAAAAAAUUUGAAUACAAAAAAUGAAAAGUUAUUUAUAUGAACAAUUAUGACAUUUUUGUAAAUAUUUCAAUUUUAUAUUAUUAAUAAUGAAUUUAAAUUUUACAAUUGAAAUAUAGGCCUACUGGUGAAAUAUAAAUUGCAAUAUGGAAGCAUGAUCAUAUUGAGUGCCUUGCACAGAAAUGUCACAAUAUCGCUUCGUUAAGCCUUAAACCGAUAAGAAGAUAAUUUUGAUAUCCUUACACAUCAGGCACUUUUUCUUGAGAAGUCUGUCUACCCAGUUCGGCUCCUGGAGUUGUUAGACUGUUUGCUGGAUGCCCAAACCAUUCCACGUUUAGCAAAAACGUUUUAUGGCUGUGAACGUCUCACCACUCUAGUUUUAGACUACAAUGAGUAAGUUCUCAAUUGCAAUAAAUUAUAAUUUUAAACUUUUUGCUUAGAUACCUAUAAACCAGAUACAUGUGUCUUGAGAGAGAAGGCACCAACUUAAACUUUGCAUCUCUUACAAGAAAACCAUCUCAAAUGACUCAAUCACAUUUUUGUAUGAUUCUUGGUUACCAGGAAGAGACCACUCUUUAAAACAAUCUGCUCAUAGAUGUUAUUGAAGGUUUUCAAUGAUUUUAUCAAUUUGUUCAACUGACAAUGUAUCUUUCAUCCACAGAAGAGGGAGUCUUGUCUAAAGACACUCUUCCUCAAAUCACUUCCAAAAUAAAUGGCUAAAAAUUUUAUAUUUUCUUUCAGAUUUGGCGAUGAAGGUUGCAAAAUUCUCUGCAAUGGUUUAGAGAAUAAUGUCUCCCUGCUCUCCUUAAGCUUGUGCUACUGUAAUUUGGGGAUUCCAAGUGGCUCGUGCCUUGGCCAUAUUAUAUCAACUACAGCUGUUAGGUAACUUAUAACACGUACAUGUAAACUGAAAGAAAAAACAAAAGAUGAUUACAAGAUAGUUUCAAUUUUCAAAGUUUAUUUUAAAUUGAUUAUGGACUUCUCAUAUUUUUUUAGAAAUUUUAUCUCAAUUUUUAUCUUAUUCCCACAAACAAUAAUUUAUCAAAUUAUAAAAGUGGUUUACAACCUGUAAUGGAUGCAACCUGAUUAAAAAAAUUUAUCUUUUUGAGAACCCAAAUAAAUGAUGCAGAGGGUUAAACACUCAUGACACCAAAUUUGGGCAUCACUGUUGUAAAAUUUCUAAAAACUUGAUCAAAUCCAAAAAGAUGUCUGACUAUUAUAUUAAGCAUGGUUUUUAUGCUAUCACCUUAAUAACUUGUAAAGUGCCUUCAAACUAAAACUUUGGUUAAGCCAUCUUGAUUGGAGAUGCUGGGCUAUGAGAUGGGGAUGUGGGGUCAGGAGAAUGGUUUUGGAGUUUAUCUAAUUAAAAAAUGGUAGUUGAUGAAUUCUGUCCAGUGUAAUGAAACAUGACAUCUAUACUAACCAGAGAGCUCUUUCUUGAUGGAAAUGAACUUGAGUGUGAAGGGACUAUUGAACUAAUCAAACUGUGCGUGGAUCAGGCGGACAUCGAAGCUUAUGAGAGAGAGGAGGAGGCAAAGAAAAAGGAAGAAGAGAAAGCCCUGCUAGGUAUUGGAAGAUUUUCAAUUUUUCAUCAGUAUCUCAUAAGGUUCUUUAGGGCAGCAUUAGUUUAUGGUUUCACCAUCAUCAAGUAAAGAAAUAUGAUUGUGGUCACUAUCUGUAGCCAAUACCAAAAAAGGGUUGUAUCUUAUUAUGUUCCAUUGUACUGUUAACUAAAAUGUUUCAUUUUCCUUGUGAUAAUUACCUUCACACUAAAUAAAUGUUGAUGUAAUGUCUUAAAAUUUUUCAGUGGCUAAAGGAAUAGAUUAUUUAAGCCAUCUAAAUCAGGGGAAUCUAAUUAUAAUGUGCAUUUAUAUGCAUUUAAACUUAAAAAAAAAAUAUGAGUAAAGUCAGUUAACAUAAUUGUGGUUACGAAAGAGAACUUAGAGAACUUAGUGGUGAAAUGGUCGUUUCAUGUUCCAGAAAAGGUGAGAAAGUCCAGUUCCACAAGUGGCAUAGAGACGGCAGUAAGUGGUAGUGACAUGGAUCAGACUGAUGCAAUAUCUCUAACAGGAGGUGGCAAAAAGAAGAACAAGAAAGGUGGGGAUACAAAGGGUUUUUUUAAAUGUGGAAGAUCAUUUCAUGUUUAGUUUUUUUUCCAAGGGAAAAUUAGUCACCAUAAUUAGAAUACUUUUGCUUUCAGUUCUUAAUUAUGACUGAUGUUGAAAUUAAAAUGAAGUACUUUCAUUAAUCAAUAUUGUGUUUCCAAAUCUUUUUUUACCGCUGUACUGGCAGACACCUGGCCUAAAAUUGAUAUUAAAAACUUAAUUCACAAGCCAUUUUGUUUAUGAUUCAGUUUUAAUUUUUACAAUUAAGUUUUUGCAGCAAUAUUACACAUUAUGUGGCAUGAAACAUGACAACGUAUCUCACUAAAAUUGGUAUAAGACAAUUUAUGCACUGAGCCUUAUUAAAUUCUUGGUUUACCCCCAGGAAAAGGGAAGAGAAAAAAGAAGAAGAAGGCACCACCAAGUCCACCUCCUGUAGGACCAUGGCUACAUAAACUUCAUCUCGCUGAUAAUGGCAUCGAUGGGUACAGUAAAGGUGGUACAUUUGCUCCAGUUAUUUGCAUGAGGCUAUUUAAAAAGUGAGUACCAGUAUUGCCAUUGCUUUAAAAUAACUGUGCCACGGAAGGUUAUCCUAAUUGUUAAAAUUUCAUUCUUAAAAAAAUUAGUUCAAAAUAAUAUCCUUAGUGUAACACUGGGACAUGUCAUUCUAUUGCAUUUGCUUCUAGACUAAUGUAAAAAUAGAUUCGAAUUUUUGCUUUACUGUGACACAAGCUUUUUAAAUAAGGAGCAGAUUUGAUCUAUAUUAUUUGCGUAUAAAAUAUAACAAGCCAAAAUUAGAUUUUCUUUGUAAUUUAUUUAGGUUGAUAUUGUUUUAAGUACGGAAUUAAAUUUAUUAAAAUAGAAUGUAUUUGUCAAACACUAUACAGCUGAUAUGUGGUUAUUUUAAUUCAUUCUUGAUUAUUAUUUUUUGUUUCCUCCACUUUUUUAAAUGAAGACUUUUAAUGAACUCCAAGUGUCUGGUGGAGCUGGAUGUAGAAGACAAUUGUAUUGGGGAACUUGGUGGAAGAGAAGUGUUAGAAGGUCUGACACGUCGUAAAGAAGGUAAACCCUCCGACUGAAAGUUUAAUUUACUCUGUAAAAAAAAGUCAAUCCGAUAUUUUCCAGAAUUUAUUUAAAUUUGAAUUUAUGUAAUCGUGAACUUUUGGCACAAUUGGACUGAAAUAAUUAAUUAAUUUUUACAGUGGCACCAAUGCUAGUUAGUAGCUGGUGACUUUUAGGCUUAAGUAACCUGUGUGGCUGUUAGGCUUAAGUAACCUGGUGUGAUUUUAGGCUUAAGUAACCUUUGUGGCGGUUAGGACUCCCCUCUCUAAGACCGUCGCCCUUGUAAUAUUUUAAUGAAACAGUUUCACAUCUUUAUAAAAUUAGCCAAGCUUGGCGGGUGUAAAGCCAGGACAACUCACAAAAUGACACCUGACACCUUCAAGGCCAUUGUCAAACUGGGAGCAGGUCUCAAAAAGAAGGGAAAGAGGAGAGGAAAAAAAGGAAAGAAAGGAAAGAAGGGCAAAAAGGUGAAUAAUUAUUUUUAAUUGGUCUAUUGGCCAUCCAUAAAUGACAUCACGCAUCUAGGGGGAGUGGGACCAUGAAUUUGUGAUGGGAGUGUUAAUUAUUUUUUUUUAAAUUUUAGACAUUGAAAGAGGGGUAAAAGAAUUUGAAUAAAAUUGUGUCAGGGUAUUUAUUGAUGGCGCCAUUUAGUCAACAGAAACUGUAUUUAGUUGUUCCUCAAAAGUAUUCUUAAAAUUAAUAACUCAAAAAAAUUCUUUUUUUUAAAAAAUAGACGCACUUAGUAUUACAUUCAUCUAAAAUAUUUCUCUUGUAACACUUAGUAUGAUAUUCAUUUAAAAUAUUUAUCUUGUAUUUAAUUUAUGGGUUGUGUUAAAUUGCUUGUUUCCACAGAAGAAGAAAUAAUGGGCCCCUAACACAGUAAUGACUGUUAGCAAUCAGAGAUAUCAGCAGCAACUGCAGAAACUUUAUCAAACUCCGCCCACACUAGAAAUUUUAGCUUGUCAUUUUUAAUACUAUUAAGACUAUUACAUAAAGCUUACAAGAUAAGCAACUUUAUGAGGUUCUGGGUCUCAUCUUAAAGCACCACUGGAUUGGCCAGUAUUGAUAACUUAAUAAACAAGUCACAACAUGAAAGAUACAGUAAGCCAAUGGAUUGACAAAAUUCUUUGGUGAAAUUAUUAUAAACUUAUAUAUUUUGGAAGCAUUAAAUUUUUGCCUGAAUAUGGAUUGAUUUUGAGUAUUGAAAUGGCUCAGGGUACCUUUUAUUUUAACUUUUCACAUGCAUGUAACAAUAUUUUAUUUGAAGAGGAAUUUUUAUAAAAACAAUCAAUUUUAACUUUAUUGUAUGAGCGAUGUAUGUUCACCAUCUGUGAUAAGCUUUUACAUUUUUGUUUAAAAUGUUAUACCUAACUCAUAAGAGCAAUGGUGAAUGUGUAAUGCAAUAUAAUAAUUCAUUUGAAAGAAAAAAGCAUCUGUGAUAAACUGAUUAAAUGGUCACAAAUACUGUAAUAUCUAUAUUUAAGAGGACUGUUUAAUCAAAGAUGAUUUAAGAUGUAAUUUCCAGGGUUUACAGUAUAAGUCAUUUUAUUAUAAAAUACUUGAAACGGAGCCUGUCUCAUCAAAUAUGCAGACAUAAUUACAUGGAAUAUUUUUUAUUGGAUGUAUAAGCUCGGAAUGAUGUAAUGGGUUAGAAAUAGGUGAAAGAAUGUAUUUAAGUUGCAAAGGAACAAUUUAUGUUUUUGUAAGUUAACUACAAAAAAAAACAAUUCAUGUUUGCUAUUUUCUGUUCCUGAUUGUGAUAACUUUUUUCAAUACUUGAAAAACAAUUAUUUUUUUUUAAAGUACAAAAGCAGCUGUUUAAAUGUUUUGAAAUAUAGAUCUAUUUGUAAAGGCUUGAGAUGUUGUAAAAUAAAAUUUGAUCAAGUUUCAGUAAUG
Lymnaea stagnalis (great pond snail) is the source of this 8293-nucleotide messenger RNA. Lineage: Eukaryota; Metazoa; Mollusca; Gastropoda; Lymnaeidae. The record is from the annotation of a GenBank genome assembly.